AUGGCUAUGGGUCAGUGGAAGUACUGGCUUGGAAAGCUUCAAGUUCCCACAGAGCCUGGGCUCUCAACAGCGCAGCUGAUGUUAACGAAUGAUGAUCUCAAACCCGUUGAACCUGAGCGGAGACAAUGGAGGUGGCUUAACUUUGUGGCUUUCUGGAUUGCUGAUUCAUUGAAUGUCAAUACUUGGAUGAUAUCUUCGUCAAUGAUCGUUGAUGGGCUCUCUUGGUGGCAAUCGUGGCUUUGUGUUUGGAUCGGAUACACUAUAGCAGCCCUUUUCGUCUGUCUCAUGGGACGGAUAGCAGCCAUUUACCGCAUACCCUUCGCAGUAACUAAUCGAGCUUCCUUUGGUAUUUGGGGCUCUUUCUGGCCGAUUGUGAACCGAGCGGCAAUGGCAGUUAUCUGGUAUGGCGUUCAGACCUACCUAGGUGGUGAAUGCGUAACGCUGAUGAUUCAAUCUAUCUGGCCGAGUUAUGCCACGCUGCCAAACACGAUCCCGGCGAGUGCUGGAGUGACGACUAAGCAAUUCACAAGCUUCUUUCUAUUUUGGCUUGGCUCCCUACCAGCUCUCUGGUUUCCAAUUUACAAGAUCCGCCAUCUGUUUACGGUCAAAGCAUACUUUUCUCCGGCAUGUGCAAUUGCAUUUUUCGGCUGGGCGAUUGCUCGUGCACACGGACUAGGUCCUAUAAUCACACAACCCAAUACUGCUCAGGGCAGCGAUUUGGCCUGGGCCUUUGUCAAAAGCAUUAUGAAUUGCAUUGCGAACUUCGCUGCGCUCGUCAUCAACAACCCUGACUUCGCUCGGUAUGCUCGCAAGCGCGAAGAUGCGCUCUGGCCUCAGCUUAUCACUAUUCCCGUCGGUUUCGCCGUAACUUCUUUCAUUGGCAUUAUUGUAUCUUCCUCCUCAAGUGUGAUUUUUGACAAGCCGGUCUGGAAUCCUCUUACUCUUUUGGGGAUGUUCCUAGAAAAUGCGAGCCCGGCCGAGAGGUUUGGUAUCUUCGUGAUCUCCAGUGGUUUUGCUCUGGCGCAACUAGGAACGAAUAUCGCCGCCAAUUCCGUUUCAGCAGGAACUAAUCUCACGGCAUUGCUGCCGCGGUUCUGCACAAUAAGACGCGGUGGAUAUCUCUGCGCAGCCAUUGGUCUUGCCAUGUGCCCUUGGACCCUUGUUGCUUCAUCUAGCAAGUUUACACUCUAUCUUUCCGCUUAUUCAGUCUUCCUCUCUGCAAUUGCUGGUGUCAUGGCCAGCGAUUACUAUCUGGUGCGCAAAGGCUAUCUUGACAUCGAACAACUCUACAGUGCUCGAAAGGACGGUCUUUACUAUGGUAUUUUCGGCGUGUCUUGGCACGGAUAUGCUGCAUAUUUAUGCGGCAUUUUGAUCAACAUUGUUGGUUUCGCCGGCGCUCUGGGUGUUGAUGUCCCGAUCGGUGCAGUAUAUAUUUACGAUGUCAAUUAUUUCUCUGGAUUCAUUGUUUCGGGUGUAGUAUAUUGGCUCCUCGCACGACUUGUCCCCAUUUCGGGAACAAGUGACACGUGGAAUGAGAUACCAUAUGAGAGCAGCCCCGUACCUGAUGCAGACGACAAGAAAAUCGAUGAGGUCUAA
Penicillium argentinense is the source of this 1596-nucleotide messenger RNA. Its product is annotated as nucleobase cation symporter-1 family protein. The record is from RefSeq and is a predicted model, not a curated record. Gene Ontology annotation, biological process: nucleobase transport; transmembrane transport. The transcript has 5 exons. NCBI's taxonomy places the organism in Eukaryota, Fungi, Ascomycota, Eurotiomycetes, Eurotiales, Aspergillaceae. Gene Ontology annotation, molecular function: nucleobase transmembrane transporter activity. Gene Ontology annotation, cellular component: plasma membrane. The coding region runs from base 1 to 1596 and encodes 531 amino acids.